This is a messenger RNA of Scaptodrosophila lebanonensis, 1755 nucleotides long. It is a transcript of the gene Sam-S, whose product is annotated as S-adenosylmethionine synthase. The coding region runs from base 285 to 1511 and encodes 408 amino acids. The transcript has 7 exons. Gene Ontology annotation, molecular function: ATP binding; methionine adenosyltransferase activity. NCBI's taxonomy places the organism in Eukaryota, Metazoa, Arthropoda, Insecta, Diptera, Drosophilidae. Gene Ontology annotation, biological process: S-adenosylmethionine biosynthetic process. Gene Ontology annotation, cellular component: cytosol. The record is from RefSeq and is a predicted model, not a curated record.
CUCUUUUUCUAGAGAACCGUCACAAAGAAAGGACGUGUGCGCAACAUAGCCACUGAGUUUAGAUUGCCGUCGCUAAAUCAGAAAAAUAUCGUUGUUUUCGGUCAAAAUAACAUACAUACAUUGAUAAAUUUGUAUUAAACAACACGGUACGCCACCAAACACAUAAAAACAACCAGUAAAUUAUAAUUCACUUUGUGUAUCGCGUGUUUUUUUUACGUAUAUACAAACAUAAAUAAAUAUCCACCCAUCUAUUAGACGGAACUAAUUAGCAACAUACAUUAAAAAUGCCCCAAAAGACUAACGGACAUGUAGUCGCCAAUGGCUUCAAUGGCAGCAAUGGCAAUUCCUACGACAUGGAAGAUGGACAAACAUUUCUAUUCACUUCAGAAUCUGUGGGUGAAGGACAUCCUGACAAAAUGUGCGAUCAAAUCAGUGACGCUAUUCUAGAUGCUCAUCUAAGACAAGACCCAAACGCAAAAGUUGCUUGUGAAACUGUUGCCAAGACGGGCAUGAUUCUGCUUUGUGGUGAGAUCACAUCAAAGGCUGUUGUCGAUUACCAGAAAGUUGUGCGCGAGACAGUGCAGCAUAUUGGCUAUGAUGACUCUUCAAAGGGUUUUGAUUUUAAAACGUGCAAUGUGCUUUUGGCAUUGGACCAACAAUCUCCCGAAAUUGCCGCCGGAGUGCAUGUUAACCGCGCAGAGGAAGAGAUCGGUGCUGGAGAUCAGGGUAUUAUGUUUGGCUAUGCUACUGAUGAGACCGAGGAGUGUAUGCCCCUGACAGUUGUUUUAGCGCACAAGCUAAAUGAAAAGAUCGCCGAGCUGCGCCGUUCUGGUGUGUUUUGGUGGGCCCGUCCUGAUUCUAAGACGCAAGUCACCUGUGAAUAUUUGUUCAACCAGGGCUCGGCGGUCCCCAAGCGCGUGCAUACCAUAGUUGUUUCCAUGCAGCAUUCAGAAAAAAUCACUCUGGACACAUUGCGCACCGAGGUGAUGGAGAAAGUAGUAAAAGUUGUCAUUCCCGCCAAAUACUUUGAUUCUAAUACCAUUGUCCACAUCAACCCAUGCGGACUGUUCGUGAUUGGCGGCCCUAUGGGUGAUGCGGGAUUGACUGGUCGUAAAAUCAUUGUGGAUACAUAUGGCGGCUGGGGUGCACAUGGCGGUGGUGCGUUUUCGGGCAAAGAUUUCACGAAAGUCGAUAGGUCUGCAGCUUACGCAGCUCGAUGGGUGGCCAAAUCAUUAGUCAAGGCUGGCUUGUGUAAACGCUGUCUAGUGCAGGUAUCUUACGCUAUUGGUUUGGCAGAACCACUGUCAAUCACUGUUUUCGACUACGGCACCUCCCACAAGACCCAGAAGGAGUUGCUCGAUAUUAUUAAACGUAAUUUUGACUUAAGACCUGGAAUGAUCGUAAAAGAUCUUAAUCUGCGCCAACCCAUUUACCAGCGCACCAGCACAUACGGACAUUUUGGACGCGAUGGUUUCUCGUGGGAACAGGCAAAGCCUUUGGAAAAUAAUUGACUAGACGCUGACAAAAGGCAACUGUUGUCGCCCCUUGCAAAGAGGUCAAAAACGUCGUAUGUCGCAUUAAGCACAGCGACAUAAUUUUGAGUUUUACCUAAAAGAGUAAGCAAUGGAAAUCCAAGGCUUAGCUCGUUUGUAUGGCUUUUUACUCUUAAAUCAUCUACCGCACUUUAUUUUAAUUAUUUAAAGUAGAUUUUUGUGUGUGUGCUGUCUCUAAAUACAGUGCAAAUAUUUUGUUUUA